CGUACGUCCAUCCAUCGGUGCAUCUCGUCAGUAUCUAUCAGCUACCAACACCACCUUAGCUAGAGCUAGGUAAGCUAGCUGUGUAUGAUCUUGUCUUGGAGCCAUAUCGAUCCAUCCAGGAGCUAUAUAUCCUAGCUAGCUAUACCUACAUACACUUCCGUGUCGAUCGCAAAAUUCACCGGGCAUUUCUUUCACCCUGCAUUCAUGUUUCACUUUCUACGGUAGUUGAAGCCUAGCUCGAUCCAGCCUAUAAGUAUCAGAAGAUCUCAGCAGCAUACUAUCAGUACCGAGCAGUGAAGCGACUCUGAGCACCUUGGUAGCUACUGAUCGAUCAUGCCGACCAAGAACAUGAACGGCAAGCUCCCCGAUGAAGCCGAGCUGCUGACGUCCCUCCUCGCCGCCGCACGUCCGUUCCUCCGCGGCGAGCUCGCCAAGGUGGACCCGGAGCUUCCCUCCCUGGUGUCCGUGCUCUGCUCGGCCGGCGCCGGCGAGUGCUACCACAAGCACGGCACAUUCCUGGCCCACCUCGUGGACGUGUACCGCAUCCUCCGGCUGUGGGGCGCUCCCGACGCCGUGGCGCGGUGCGGCCUCUUCCACUCCUCCUACUCUAACUCCUACGUCAACCUGGCCAUCUUCCACCCCGACACGGGCCGCGACCACGUCCGCGCCAUCGUCGGCGCUCCCGCCGAGCGCCUCGUCCACCUCUUCUGCGUCGUCCCGCGCCACGCGCUCAUCCACGACGACCUCCACCUCCACUACACCGACGCCGAACUCAGGGACCACCUCGCCGCCUCGCAGGCGUCCCUCGACGCAGCCAAGCGGCCGGCGAAGGCCAUGGCCGCGUCGGUGGACGCGGAGCCGUGGCGCCGGAAGCUGCGGUCGCUGGUCCCGCCGGAGGGCGUGGUGGUGAAGCACAUCCGGACGGGGGAGCCGGUGGCGCUGUCGCGGAGGGUGGUUGCCGUGUUCAUCCUGAUGACCGUGGCGGACUUCAGCGACCAGUACACGGACUACCAGGACAAGCUGUUCGAGAACGAGGACGGUCGUCUCGAGUUCCGCGGCGACAACUGGGGCGCGCUGUGGCCUGGUACCGGCAAGCCCGGGCUGUGGGUGAGCGCCAUGUCCAGGCUGGCCGCGCUCUACAACCUCAUCGCCAGGGACGAACAGCUCGACAAGCUGCUGCUCGAAUCAGCUGGCAGCAACAAGGAAGGGGAAGGGGAGGGCGACGACAUGGUGGUAGGCGAGCUGGUGAUCCCACCGGUGUUUGAGGGGUGCACCCAGGUGCUGGACCCCGAGGAGCAGAAGGCGGCGAGGGACCUGUACUGGGAGGCCAUAUGCAGCGGCAGCACACAAGGUGGGGUGGAGGCGCUGCUGCGGGAGAGCAUAGGGAAGAACCCGUUCGUGGGGGAGCCGCAGCUGGUGCUGGCACAGGUGCUGCUCAACACGGGGAGGUACGAGGAGGCGGCGGCGGCGGCGGAGCGCGGGGUGCGGCUGCUGCUGGAGUGGGGGAGCAGCUGGGACAAGCGCAUGUCGUGGGAGGGGUGGGUGUCGUGGGGCAGGGUGAUGAGGGACAAGGCCAAGCAGAGGCAGUGGCCGCGCACAGCAUGGGGCGUCAUCAACCUCGGCCUCGUCCAAGGCGUCCACAACUGCAACUCAACUGAAGCUCACCACCCAUCGACUGUCUGAAGCUUACCUAGUUGGCCGUCCCCGGCGAUCUAUACUAUGUAGAUACGGUGUGUGUGUGGUGAUCGAUGAUGCUACUCCUCUAUCCUCUAUCUAGUCUAGUAAUUAAGGAACAAAUAAAUAAAUAAUGGUACUUAAUGUACAGUGUUGUUAAUCAAGGGAUAUGAUGGAUCGUUGUGUUU
Molecule: messenger RNA, 1862 nt
Organism: Phragmites australis (common reed)
Lineage: Eukaryota; Viridiplantae; Streptophyta; Magnoliopsida; Poales; Poaceae
Exons: 1
Coding region: 334-1683 (449 amino acids)
Molecular function (GO): protein binding
Source: RefSeq, a predicted model, not a curated record